This is a messenger RNA of Fomitopsis serialis, 1140 nucleotides long. RefSeq names its product Metallo-hydrolase/oxidoreductase. Lineage: Eukaryota; Fungi; Basidiomycota; Agaricomycetes; Polyporales; Fomitopsidaceae. The record is from RefSeq and is a predicted model, not a curated record. Gene Ontology annotation, molecular function: sulfur dioxygenase activity. Bases 1 to 1140 code for a protein of 379 amino acids. The transcript has 4 exons. Gene Ontology annotation, biological process: hydrogen sulfide metabolic process; glutathione metabolic process.
AUGCUCUCCCUCUGCCAGACGUCUGCGACCACAGCGCGCGCUGCUGCCCCCCGGUACUCCGCGAUUGUUCGCUGCUAUCGUAGCAAGGUGCACGUUUUGCCUGCUACCGUCGGCGUAAGCAUUCGAACUCCUGUAGCUGCUCGUCGCGCGUAUUCGACGUCACAGCCCCUCUCUGCCGCUGCUGCCACCUCAAAGCAGUCGUCCGCUCCUACACCGGUACCAAAAGUUGCGCCUGCCGAACCAUGGAGACGACACAUCAGUCCGGAUGCGGCCACGCCGACUGUCUAUACCUUCUUUGAGAAGAUAACAUCGACUUGGCAGUACAUUGUGGUCGACCCGCACACAUCUGAGGCGGUUAUAGUGGAUCCGGUGCUGGACUAUGACGCUAACGCUGGGGCGAUAUCUACUGGCACAGCAGACGGCCUCCUUGCAUUCGCUGAGGUGGAGGGUCUCAAAGUCCGCCGCAUCCUCGAGACACAUGCCCAUGCAGACCAUCUCACUGCGGCGCAAUACAUCAAACAGGAACUUGGUGGCGACAUCCCGGUAUGCAUCGGGAAAAGGAUCUCACAGGUGCAGAAGACAUUCGCGCCGAUCUACGGGUUGGACGAUCCAUCCGUGUUCGAGAAGACAUUUGACUGCUACUUUGACGACGACGAAGAGUUCAAACUCGGUCAGCUGUCAUGCUGUGUCAUCCACCUACCUGGCCACACUCCCGACCAUGUCGGCUACCUGAUUGGCAAGGCCGUCUUUACUGGUGACUCCAUCUUCAACCCCGACGUCGGAUCCGCACGAGCGGACUUCCCGGGUGGAAACGCUGAAGACCUCUAUGCUUCAAUGCAGCGGUUGCUCUCGCUGCCUCCGGACUACCGCCUCUUCGUCGGGCACGACUACCCGCAGAACCGCGACCACACCUGCUGGUCGACCGUCGAGGACCAGCGCGUCGCGAACAAGCAUCUGAAGCUCGGCACAGACAAGUCUGCCUUUAUCGAGUGGCGCGAGCAGCGCGACGCUGUGCUCGGUGCGCCGAGACUUUUGCACCCAUCGCUGCAGGUGAACAUACGUGCGGGUAGACUGCCUCCGGCGGAUGCCAACGGCCGCGUGUUUUUUAGGAUUCCGAUUACGUCUUCAAGCAAGCUGUGA